CAUCAACAUGGCUUAUGCUUCCUCUGGAUCCGACGACUUACGCACCUUCGAAGAACAAGCCGAUACAAGAUCGAUAACAAACCGACGCCGACCCACCGACGAAUCCAUCGAAUACAAAUCAAAAAACCUCCAUGCAGAGAGACGACGGAGACAGAAACUCAGCGAUAGGCUACUAUUACUUCGCGCCACCGUUCCAAUCAUCACAAAUAUGAAUAAAGCAACGAUUAUCGAGGAUGCUAUAACGUACAUCAAGCAGCUGCAGAAGAGGGUUAAUAUUCUAAAAGACCAGCUUGUGGAAUUGGAAGGCUCAGCUGAAAAAACUCCAUGGCCAACAAUACCACAAGAUAGUACAACCCCGACGCAAUCGAAUAAAGGUUAUAUUCAGGCAGACGUGAGCGUUUCGCAAAUCGACGAACACAAACUAUGGAUUAAAAUACUUUUCGAGAAGCGAAAAGGCGCAUUCACUAAAUUAAUUCAAGCCAUGAAUUCUGUAGGGUUUGAGCUCACUGACACUAGUGUCACAACCGUACAAGGAGCUGUUCUUGUGACCACCCUUAUCAAUGGAAUUUGUACGUCAACAGCGCAGCAAACUGAGGACUUGCUGCUGGGUAUCGUUAAUGCAUGCAUUUGAGAUAUUGAUACUCAUUCAGCAACUUUUAAUAUAAUUUAGUAUACACAUAU
Messenger RNA from Cucurbita moschata (crookneck pumpkin), 681 nucleotides. RefSeq names its product transcription factor DYT1. Gene Ontology annotation, biological process: regulation of DNA-templated transcription. The record is from RefSeq and is a predicted model, not a curated record. NCBI's taxonomy places the organism in Eukaryota, Viridiplantae, Streptophyta, Magnoliopsida, Cucurbitales, Cucurbitaceae. The transcript is spliced from 3 exons. The coding region runs from base 8 to 631 and encodes 207 amino acids. Gene Ontology annotation, cellular component: nucleus. Gene Ontology annotation, molecular function: protein dimerization activity; sequence-specific DNA binding; DNA-binding transcription factor activity.